Molecule: messenger RNA, 2121 nt
Organism: Harmonia axyridis
Lineage: Eukaryota; Metazoa; Arthropoda; Insecta; Coleoptera; Coccinellidae
Product: 4-aminobutyrate aminotransferase, mitochondrial
Exons: 7
Coding region: 436-1905 (489 amino acids)
Biological process (GO): GABA catabolic process
Cellular component (GO): mitochondrion
Molecular function (GO): pyridoxal phosphate binding
Source: RefSeq, a predicted model, not a curated record
GCAACUCUUAAGGCCUGCAACUCUAAAUGUUAUUGAUUUUUCUUAUUUGACACCAACUCAAGCGACAUAACCAAUUUAAUCUCGUUUUCAAACUUAACACGAUAAAAUUAGAGUUAAAAUCAUAUUGACGCGUUUGAAAUUCUUCCAUAGAUAACAGCUAAUGCACAUUAUUAUCUUUUGUACCGCUCUUGGAUAAAAUUUCGACAAUCGAAUGCACUGAGAAGGGUAACAACACUCGGUGUAUACGUUCGUUCAAUGAUUUGAAUAAGCCAAAUUACGGCCAAUUGAGCACGACGCAGAGCUCAUUUCGAUCUUUUAUUUGUAGUCAAAUGAAAAAUUGUUGAUUCAGAAUAUUAGACGUCAAGGCCUACGUGAUUUAGAAAGCGCUUUCGAAGGGUAUCAGUGCUCUAGUGUAGAGGAAUUACUUGACUCAAGAUGAGAGGUGUACAAAGAGUUUACCUAAACAGAUCUGUCUUCAAGAACUAUGGUUCAUGCAGAUUCUUCUCUGGAAUCUCAGGAGAACCAAAUGGUCCUUCGCUCAAAACCUCCAUUCCGGGACCUAGAUCCAAGCAAUUGCUGAACGAACUCAACGAGAUUCAGCAAACUGGUUCAGUUCAACUUUUCGCCGAUUACAACAAAUCCCUUGGCAAUUAUCUGGUGGACGUUGAUGGAAAUGUUCUUCUCGACUCUUUUACUCAAAUAUCUUCCGUUCCCAUUGGUUACAACCAUCCAGAACUGCUCAAAGUGUUCGAAGAUCCAAACAAUAUGAAAGCUCUAGUUAACAGACCAGCACUAGGUGUGUUCCCUGGAGAAUAUUGGCCUUCCAAGCUCAAGGAAGUCCUGUUGUCAGCAUCACCAGGUCUGCCACAAGUAACCACCAUGAUGUGUGGGUCCUGUUCAAACGAAAAUGCCUACAAGAAUAUCUUUAUGAGGUACCAAAAGAAGUUGAGAGGUGGAGACAUUAGGUUCACCCAAGAAGAAGAGGCUUCUUGCAUGAUGAACUUAGAGCCCGGUUCUCCAAAACUGUCUCUAUUGUGUUUCCACGGGGCUUUCCAUGGAAGAACUUUUGGGGCUCUAUCCACCACGCAUUCCAAGGCCAUUCACAAGAUUGAUAUACCAGCCUUCGACUGGCCAGUUGCACAUUUUCCCAAGUACAAGUAUCCUUUAGAACAGAAUGUGAGAGAAAACCAAGCUGAAGAUGCCAAAUGUCUGGCAGAAGUGGAAGAACUUAUUGAAAAAUACAAGAACAAAGGUAUUCCAGUGGCAGGUAUAGUAGUUGAGCCGAUUCAAUCUGAAGGUGGGGACAAUGAAGCCUCUCCGGAAUUCUUCCAAGGGCUACAAGACAUUUCGAAGAAGAACGAUAUUGCCCUUUUAAUAGAUGAGGUUCAAACAGGUUGCGGUGCUACUGGAAAGAUGUGGUGCCACGAACAUUUCAAUUUAAAGUCCCCACCUGAUGUUGUAACCUUCAGUAAGAAGAUGCUUAUCGGUGGCUACUUCCACACCGCAGAAAUGAGACCCGAUCAGCCAUACAGGGUGUUCAAUACUUGGAUGGGUGAUCCAGGAAAAAUAUUCUUGCUAGAAGCGGUUCUCAAAGUUAUCAGACAGAACGAUUUGUUGAAAAAUGUGGAGAAAACAGGGUUGAAGUUGAAAAACGGACUGCACAAAUUGGAGGAAGAAUUCCCCAAUCUGAUCAACUCUGUGAGAGGAAGAGGUACAUUCUUGGCUUUCAACGCAACUUCUUCGAAAUUGAGGGAUGAUAUCUUAGGCAACUUGAAAAAGAGAGGCAUUCAAGGUGGAGGCUGUGGUAAUGAAUCAGUUCGCCUAAGACCAGCUCUAAUAUUCCAAGAAAAACAUGCUGACAUUUAUCUGGAUAGCUUGAGAGAAGUUUUGAAAGAAUUAAAAUAAGAUAAAGUAGUAAUAAUCGUCUAAUAGUACAAUUUUCCAUGUCAACCAAGUCUUCCAUUGAAGUGUAUUCAUAUUUACGAGAGAACUUUCGUAUAUGUAUUCUUUAUGAAAAUUUACCCUUCUUUCAUUUGCUAUGCAAAUAGAAAAUUUUAUUCGUAUAUAGAUAUGUAUUUUGGAAUUUAUUGAUUUAUGAAAAAUAUACAUUUAAGAACUAAA